Equus caballus (horse) is the source of this 4744-nucleotide messenger RNA. It is a transcript of the gene IRF2BPL, whose product is annotated as interferon regulatory factor 2 binding protein like. Gene Ontology annotation, cellular component: nucleus. Lineage: Eukaryota; Metazoa; Chordata; Mammalia; Perissodactyla; Equidae. Gene Ontology annotation, molecular function: transcription corepressor activity. The record is from RefSeq and is a predicted model, not a curated record. Gene Ontology annotation, biological process: regulation of transcription by RNA polymerase II.
UUUUGAAGUGCAGCUGGGGGGCGGGGGGUGGCUCACCCUGAAUGGAUUUAGCUGCGUCGUGGAAGCUCAGGUUCCUAGACCAGGGCACAAAAACAAAUCGAAAAGGCAGUUUCCGAAAGAUUGGAAAACAGCUAAUUUUGCAGGUGCUUCGGCGUCAGUGGUAGCAAUGAAUGUAACAUCCACACCGCGGGGGGAAAAGGUUUGAUUGCAGAUGAAACGGGUAAUACACUACAAGAAAUCCACAGCGAAAUUCUUGAAACAGGACAUUUAAAUUCACUGCCCGGGUGGGGUGGGGAGCGGGAUCGGAAACGACGCUUGUGGUUUUUAAAUGCGUUUUUACUUGGGAAAGCCGGGCGGGGAGAGGAAAGGUCAUCGUCUGUUUAAUUUCCAGCCCCAGCCCUGGACUUCCAGCGUUAGCUCGCCGGGCCUCAGCUGUCGUACACACACGGCGAGGGGGGAGGGGAGGGCGGAGGCGCGGAGGAGGGGCCGACUGGGAGGAAUCUGGGCGUCCUGCCGCGCAUGCGCCUUUCCCGAGCAACAAGUGGGCUCCACAGACAGAGGAAGUGUAAAGGGGAGGGGGGAGAACUGGUGCAGAGCAUGGCGGUGACGUCAGCGCUCCGCCCGGGCGGCAUCCCGCGCGGCCAAGCCGGGGACAGCGCGAGCCGCAGCGCGAGCGGGAGCGCCGAGACGCGCCUCCGGAACGUAGAGUAACAAUCACAACCCCACAUUCCGGGCGAGUGCGAGCGGGAAGGGAUGCGACCCGGGCCGAGGCGCCGCGCGAGCGCCCUGCAGCCAACGUGAGCGCCGCCAGCCGCGGCGGCCCGGGCGCCGGCCAGGCCGGGGGGCGGCGGGAGCCUGCGUGCGUGCGUUCCUCUCCUCUGCUCUCGUGCGUCCUGGAAGCGGUGGCCGCGGCGGCUCCCUCCGGCCGUGCAAACCCAGCCGCCGCCAGCGGAACGGCCGACGCUGCGGAGGAGAGAAGCUCCUCUCUCGGCUACCACCCCCUCCCUCCCCCGGCCCUCCACGGAAGCAACGGCUUGAGCAAGAUUGGACCCGGGCACCGGGUGGCACUGAACCCUCUAGCCCUCGGCCCAGGGAGCCUGGCGGGGAGAGGACGCCCCUCGUAGGGGGGCCCCCGGGGGAGAGGAAGAGACAACCCCCCUCGAGCUUCCACGCACCAGCCGCUCCGGGGAGGGGGCCAAGAGCCAACGGCGGCCAGCACCGGGCACCCUCGCCCCCUCCCCCCGGGCCCAGAGCUUCCAGCUCGGGUCCGCGGCACCAGGAAGAAGGCGCCUGAGCUCCCCUCUCGACGAGACAACCGCAGUAGGAGGUGGGGGCGACGAGCGGGCUGAACUCGACUGCCGCCCGGGCGGUGGAGCCCCCGCGGAGAGGCGCUGCGCCGGCGGUGGAGACUCGCGCUCCCUCCAGCCCCUGGGGCAGAACUUUCUCGCCCCCCCUCCCUCCCCCGCAGCCGAACUCCCUCCCCAGCCGGCCAGUCCUCCCGGAGGAGAAGGCGCCGCGGAGACAGCCCGGGCGGGGGCCUACCUUCCCCAGGGCCGGCAUCAUGUCGGCGGCGCAGGUGUCCUCGUCCCGGAGACAGUCUUGCUACCUGUGCGACCUGCCCCGCAUGCCCUGGGCCAUGAUCUGGGACUUCUCGGAACCCGUAUGCCGCGGUUGCGUCAACUACGAGGGUGCCGAUCGCAUCGAGUUCGUGAUCGAGACCGCGCGCCAGCUUAAGCGGGCACACGGCUGCUUCCAGGACGGCCGCUCCCCCGGGCCGCCGCCACCCGUCGGGGUCAAGACGGUGGCCCUGUCGGCUAAGGAGGCGGCGGCGGCAGCAGCGGCGGCAGCGGCGGCCGCACAGCAGCAGCAACAGCAGCAGCAGCAACAGCAGCAGCAGCAACAACAGCUCAACCACGUCGAUGGUUCCAGCAAGCCCGCGGUGCUGGCGGCCCCGUCCGGUCUGGAGCGCUAUGGCCUGAGCGCAGCCGCCGCUGCCGCCGCCGCCGCCGUGGAGCAGCGCAGCCGCUUCGAGUACCCGCCACCGCCGGUGAGCCUGGGAAGCAGCAGCCACGCCGCGCGGCUGCCCAACGGCUUGGGGGGGCCCAACGGCUUCCCCAAGCCGACACCGGAGGAGGGCCCCCCGGAGCUGAACCGCCAGAGCCCCAACUCGUCUUCAGCUGCGGCGUCGGUGGCGUCUCGGCGCGGGACGCACGGUGGGCUCGUGACAGGCCUGCCCAACCCGGGGGGUGGCGGAGGCCCCCAGCUCACCGUGCCCCCCAACCUGCUGCCGCAGACGCUGCUUAACGGCCCGGCCAGCGCCGCCGUGCUGCCCCCACCGCCGCCCCACGGCCUGGGCAGCCGUGGGCCCCCGACGCCGGCACCCCCAGGGGCCCCCGGAGGUCCCGCUUGUCUCGGGGGCGCUCCGGGCGUAUCGGCCGCGUCGUCCUCGGCGUCGUCUUCGACCUCGUCGUCGGUGGCCGAGGUGGGCGUGGGUGCUAGUGGCAAAAGGCCCGGCUCAGUGUCGAGCACCGACCAGGAGCGCGAGCUGAAGGAGAAACAGCGGAACGCCGAGGCCCUGGCCGAGCUGAGCGAGAGCCUGCGCAACCGCGCCGAGGAGUGGGCCAACAAGCCCAAGAUGGUCCGCGACACGCUGCUCACGCUAGCUGGCUGCACGCCCUACGAGGUGCGUUUCAAGAAGGACCACUCGUUGCUGGGCCGCGUCUUCGCCUUCGACGCAGUCUCCAAGCCCGGCAUGGACUACGAAUUGAAGCUGUUCAUUGAGUACCCCACGGGCUCGGGGAACGUGUACUCUAGUGCAUCUGGGGUGGCCAAGCAGAUGUACCAGGACUGUAUGAAGGACUUCGGCCGGGGUCUCUCCUCGGGCUUCAAGUAUCUGGAGUACGAGAAGAAGCACGGCUCCGGGGACUGGCGCCUACUUGGAGACCUGCUGCCCGAGGCCGUGCGCUUCUUCAAGGAGGGCGUGCCCGGCGCCGAUAUGCUGCCCCAGCCCUACCUGGACGCCAGCUGCCCUAUGCUGCCCACGGCGCUGGUGAGUCUAAGCCGCGCCCCCAGCGCACCCCCGGGGACCGGGGCCCUGCCGCCCGCCGCCCCCUCGGGCCGGGGCGCCGCCGCCAGCCUGCGCAAGAGGAAGGCGUCUCCCGAGCCCCCAGACUCGGCCGAGGGCGCGCUGAAGCUGGGCGAGGAGCAGCAGAGGCAGCAGUGGAUGGCGAACCAGAGCGAGGCACUGAAGCUCACCAUGUCAGCAGGGGGCUUUGCGGCGCCGGGGCAUGCGGCCGGCGGCCCGCCCCCGCCGCCGCCUCCACCCCUGGGACCCCAUUCCAACCGGACCACCCCGCCCGAGUCAGCCCCUCAGAAUGGUCCGUCCCCCAUGGCCGCCCUCAUGUCGGUGGCAGACACUCUGGGCACAGCGCACUCUCCCAAGGACGGCAGUUCCGUGCACUCCACCACUGCGUCCGCGCGGCGCAACAGCAGCAGCCCAGUGUCGCCGGCCUCCGUGCCCGGGCAGCGCCGUUUGGCAUCACGGAACGGGGACCUGAAUUUACAGGUGGCGCCCCCGCCGCCUAGCACCCACCCGGGUAUGGACCAAGUGCACCCCCAAAACAUUCCGGAUUCCCCCAUGGCUAACAGCGGGCCCCUCUGCUGUACCAUUUGCCACGAACGUUUGGAGGACACGCAUUUCGUUCAGUGCCCAUCCGUCCCCAGCCACAAAUUCUGCUUCCCUUGCUCUAGAGAGAGCAUCAAGGCCCAGGGGGCCACCGGCGAGGUGUAUUGCCCCAGCGGAGAGAAAUGCCCCCUCGUGGGGUCAAAUGUACCUUGGGCCUUCAUGCAGGGCGAAAUCGCGACGAUCUUAGCUGGGGAUGUUAAAGUGAAAAAGGAGAGAGACCCUUGAAACCAGGAGACAGUCGCCUCCUUUGCCCCAGACCAGCUCUUCUCCAUCCAGAGGGCCCCUCCCCCACCCACAUCGGCCUUCCUUUCCCUGCCCCCAAGAUGUAGAAUUGUGAAUAUUACAAACUGCAAAAAGUUAGUCUUAUGUAUAGACAUUAUUUUCGUCGUAUGUUUCUAUAUUUUGAAACAAAGGUAUGUAACUUCUUCAUUUGAAGGAUAAGCUGGUUUGUGUUAAGCAGUAUAAUAUUGGUUGGGUCAUUUGCAUCAUAUUCGUUAGCAUCUCUUUGGUGGCAGAGUGUUUGCCUAGGUACAGAAUUAAUAGCCCUUAGCAACGACUGCUGCUGGUGUGUAUUUUUGUAAAUGUUAUGCACUCUCUGAAAGGAAAAGGACACACACAAAAGAAAAUGACUUUUUUGUUUUUGGCCAAGGCCAGUGUUGCUGCCUAAAAAAAAAAAAUGAUGCUAUGAAAUGGUGACAGCUUCUUUCUAAACAGCCCCAAGUGUUGAAGUCUUCACUUUAUUUUGUUCUGUUCUGUUUUGUUUUGUUUUUCUGUUUUGUUUGCAAAAUGGUAAGGGGAGGUGUUGGGGGGGUGGGGUGUUUUCUGUUGCAAGUUUGUGAGGGAAGAUGUUUCGGUUUGUUUCUACUGACCUGAAUGUGUUGGAUCUUCACGUGUUGUUUUGUUUUUGCUUUAUCGAUGCACGGAUGCUUUUGAACAGUAGAGCGAAAUGCUAGACAUGGAGAAUCUGCUCUGUUUGUCCUUUAUACAUUUCUGUAGUUAACAGAACACUGUAAUGUGCCUUGGAGCUUAGUAACUUGUAAUAAAUUCAAUUGAUAUUAA